AUGUUACAUAUAAAUAAUAGUAAAAAUAGAUUUGGUAUUUUUGAUAAUAUUAAUAUGAUCAAUCAUACUGGUGGUACUGUAGAUGAUAGUAGGUAUAUUGUAUUCGAAAAAGUUGGAAAUGGAAGCUAUGGUGAGGUAUUUCGUUGUCAAGAUAGAUAUACAGGUGAAAUAGUUUGUAUAAAAGAUAUCAGUUUCAAUAGUAACAAACAACUAAUGAAAUCGUUGAAUGAAAUCGAAAUAUUGAAACAACUAUCACAUCCGUUCAUCGUAUCUUAUCGAGAUGCCUAUUCAGUGGACCAACGCAUCAAAAUUAUCAUGGAGUACGCUGAACACUAUGAUUUAGAUAGAUUGGUAGAUUAUCAUAUUAAAUCAAAGACAUUCCUACCUGAAAAUGAUAUAAUUAGAUAUUUUAUUGAGAUUUGUUCAGCCAUAAACUAUAUGCAUAGUAAAGGUAUCAUUCACAGAGAUAUAAAGUUAAAGAAUAUCUUGGUAUUCAAUUAUUCGAAAUGUGUUAAAUUGGCUGAUUUCGGUUUAUCAAAGAUUUUGGAUGAGACUAAGAAUACUCUAACUUUUGUUGGCUCAAUUCACUUUAUUAGUCCAGAGAUAUGUAACGGUAAUUCUUAUGGAUCUUCAACUGACAUUUGGUCUUUAGGUGUAGUACUUUAUAUUUUGAUGGCGAGAAGACGUCCAUUUGGAGGUAGAAACCAAUAUGAGAUUGCAGAGAAUAUUAAAAAAGGAUUAUAUGAUGUACUUCCUGGACAAGCUUUGAGUUCAUUGGUUGAACAAAUGUUGAAUAAAGAUCCAUCAAAGAGACCUACUUCAAGUAUGAUCAUGGAGAAUCCAUUUAUUGUUGAAUUUCUAAAGAAUGAUGUAGAUCUUGCAAAUCAGAUAAAACAAUACUAUGGAAUGGAUGGUUGUUUAAUAGAAAUUAAUCCUGUAUCGAUAACAAAGAAUAACACAAACAUAGAAUCAGAGAAAUCAAUGAUAGAAAAGAAUAGUAUUGAUAGUCAAAGUAGAUUUUCUUCAUUUAGCGAUCAAUCGGUAUGUCAAUCGGAAACACCCAUUAACCAAUGUUAUAAAACAAAGAUUUUAAAGAGAAUCGGGAUCAAUAUUGACACAAAGAAUAUCAGCAAACCGAUGGAGAUCGAAUUGAUUAGAAGACAUAUCGAGUCUUGUGAUUCAACAGAUUCAUCUGACAUUGAAAACUAUCUUGAUCUAAAGCUUUAUAAAUUGAUUUCAUAUAAUAAUAAUUGUAUGCAUAAAUAA
Messenger RNA from Heterostelium album PN500, 1266 nucleotides. RefSeq lists its product as uncharacterized. The transcript has 5 exons. Gene Ontology annotation, biological process: protein phosphorylation. Bases 1 to 1266 code for a protein of 421 amino acids. Gene Ontology annotation, molecular function: protein kinase activity; ATP binding. The record is from RefSeq and is a predicted model, not a curated record. NCBI's taxonomy places the organism in Eukaryota, Evosea, Eumycetozoa, Acytosteliales, Acytosteliaceae.